Molecule: messenger RNA, 2646 nt
Organism: Mastomys coucha (southern multimammate mouse)
Lineage: Eukaryota; Metazoa; Chordata; Mammalia; Rodentia; Muridae
Gene: Ttyh2
Product: tweety family member 2
Exons: 14
Coding region: 14-1612 (532 amino acids)
Cellular component (GO): plasma membrane
Molecular function (GO): intracellularly calcium-gated chloride channel activity; volume-sensitive chloride channel activity
Source: RefSeq, a predicted model, not a curated record
GCUUGUGCAAGCUAUGCCGGCGGCGCGCGUGGAGUACAUCGCGCCCUGGUGGGUCGUGUGGUUGCACAGCGUUCCGCACCUCGGCCUGCGCCUGCAGCGAGUGGACAGCACCUUCAGCCCGGGCGACGAAACUUACCAGGAGUCGCUGCUCUUCCUGGGGGUGUUGGCUGCCAUUGGCCUGGGCCUGAAUCUCAUCUUCCUCGCCGUUUACCUGGUGUGCGCAUGUUGUUGCCGGCGGGACCACACGGUGCAGACCAAGCAGCCCGACUCAUGCUGCGUAACCUGGACGGCGGUGGUGGCUGGGCUCCUCUGCUGUGCUGCGGUGGGCGUUGGUUUCUAUGGAAACAGUGAGACCAAUGAUGGGGUGCACCAGCUGAUCUACUCCCUGGACAACGCGAACCACACCUUCUCUGGAAUGGAUGAGCUGGUGUCUGGAAACACCCAGAAGAUGAAGGAAGACCUAGAACAGCACCUGGCCCGGCUCAGCGAGAUCUUUGCUGCUCGGGGUGACUACCUCCAGACCCUGAAGUUUAUGCAACAGAUGGCAGGCAAUAUCGUCAACCAGCUCUCGGGGCUGCCCGUGUGGAGGGAGGUCACCAUGCAGCUGACUGAGCUGUCCCACCAGACUGCCUAUGUGGAAUACUACAGGUGGCUGUCCUACCUCCUGCUUUUCAUCCUGGACCUGGUCAUCUGCCUUGUCACCUGCCUGGGACUGGCCAGGCGCUCCAAGUGUCUCCUAGCCUCCAUGCUGUGCUCUGGAAUACUGACCCUGAUUCUCAGCUGGGCUUCCCUGGCUGCUGAUGCUGCUGCAGCAGUGGGCACCAGUGACUUCUGCAUGGCUCCUGACAUCUACAUCCUGAACAACACACGGAGCCAGUUCAGUUCAGAGGUGACUCGGUACUACCUCCAUUGCAGCCAGAGCCUAAUCAGCCCCUUCCAGCAGUCAUUGACCAACUUCCAGCGCUCACUGACCACCAUGCAGAUCCAAGUUGUAGGCCUGCUGCAGUUUGCCGUGCCCCUUUUCCCUACAGCGGAGAAAGACCUUCUUGGCAUCCAGGUUCUGCUAAACAACUCUGAGACCAGCCUGCACCAGUUGACCGCCAUGUUGGAUUGCCGAGGGCUGCACAAGGACUACCUGGACGCCGUCACUGGCAUCUGCUAUGAUGGCAUUGAGGGCUUGCUCUUCCUUGGUCUCUUCUCCCUCUUGGCUGCCCUGGCUUUCUCCACCCUGACUUGUGCUGGACCUCGAGCCUGGAAACACUUCAUCAACAGGGGCAGAGACUAUGAUGACAUCGACGACGAUGACCCUUUCAAUCCCCAGGCUCGGCGCAUCGCGGCCCACAACCCCACGAGGGGGCAGCUGCACAGUUUCUGCAGCUACAGCAGCGGCCUCGGCAGCCAGUGCAGCCUUCAGCCUCCCACCCAGACCAUCUCCAAUGCCCCCGUCUCUGAGUACAUGAACCAGGCCAUACUCUUUGGUGGGAACCCACGAUACGAGAAUGUGCCACUCAUCGGGAGAGGUUCCCCUCCGCCCACAUACUCUCCCAGCAUGAGGGCCACCUACAUGUCCGUGGCGGAUGAACACCUGAGACACUACGAGUUCCCAUCCUAGGAACUUUCAGGGUACCCGCCUCUCCUGCCAGCUUGGUGUUCAGCGGGUGCAGAACCCAGCUGUGUUUCUGGAAUACAAACCGAAGGUUCCUGGACAUGAGCAGGCUCCUGUGGCUGCAGAGACACAGCUGGGACUCCUGACCAAAGCCACAGGUGGAUACGAGGCCUGUGACUGGACCAGCCUCUCUGGCCUUAAUCCCCCAAGACUUGACUGCUGUCCCUGAGGCUCAGCCCAUCUUAUGUCACACCCUCAGCAGAUGAGAAAUGGCAGUGAGGAGGGGACCAUCAGCCUGAGAGCCCUUUUCUCUCAAGGCCCUGCUCCUGAGCCCCUGCCUCUUGUUGGCAUGGCCCUAAGUCCAGGCUACACCUUCCAGUUACUUUGUCCUAGGUUUCUAGGCUGGUGGCAAUUGGAAGUAGGUGUGUUAGGAGAACACCUGGUCCAGAAUCCACAUUCUGGGACCACAAGGACUCAGUCUAGACCCCAGAAGGACAGCAUCAAGAGAACUCCCUAGAGGGGAUUGGUGGCUUCAAGGUGGGCACUGCAGCCUGACCGCCAUGGGCAGACAUAUGAGAGAAAGCCUGCCAUUCUUUAACCUCCACCAGCCACCCCCAUUCAGGAACCAGGUGUCAGCUGCAGGUGGGGACAGUCUCAGGUAUGAACAGACACUUUGAACGCAACUGAACUUGUUCCCGGUGUUUUAAAACACAUUGAUGAUCCAAAGACUCAGGCCUCCCUCACAGGCACAGCCAGUUCUUGCAAUAGACUCGGGCGUGGGUUUUACACCUGAAGCUAUACUGUGGCUCUCAUACAGCCAUCUUACAGAUCUGGAGAAGAGGCUGAGGAGUGGCUUGUGGGUUUUUUGGGGUUUUGGUUUGCUGUGGUCUUAUUAUAUAACCUGACUGGCCCUGGCCUAGAACGCACAGAGAUCUGCCUGCCUCUGCCUCAAAGGCGUGAGCCACCACACCAGGCCGGGCUGGGAGCAGAUUUGCUUUGCUUUUUCGAGACAGUUUCUCUCUUGUAGCCCUGGCUGUCCU